GCUGCUGUGAUGGGCAGGGCAGGGGAGAAGCUCAGGGAGAUGCGAGCGCUUUGUUCCCGGCCGGCAGCUGGCAGGGUAAGGAAGGGAGAGCGGCGGGGGCCGCCCAACCUGCUCUGCAGCAAUCUCUGGCUGCCCCUCGGCAGAGACAGACUGCAGUAACUGCCCGGGCAGAGCAGGUUAAAACAAGAGCGGUUUGCUGUUUGCAGAUGAAACCUGCGCUGAGCCUUCCUGUGGGUAAAUGUUUCUUCUCCAGCGAGGCUGUGUGUGCGGGGGUAACCUUUACGGUUUGGCAAACAAAUCUGACACCAAGCUCGCCUCCAGUCGCUGUGCUCUCACUCUCCUCAGCGGCAGGAGCUGACUUUUGUCUCCCAAGGAGUGAAGAUGAAUUGUUACAAAAACGAGCACAAGCCCCUGCUCCUCCAAAACCUCUCCGGGAAUUUAAUGACAGCCAGAAUUACCAAGAUUUUCAUCACCCACCUUCACGGCGACCACAUCUUUGGGCUCCCCGGGCUGCUGUGCACGCUCAGCCUCCAGAGCAGCCCCGAUGCCAGCAAAGCCCCCGUUGAUAUUUACGGGCCACUGGGGCUACGGAGCUUCCUCUGGAGGAGCCUGGAGCUGUCCCACUCGCAGCUCCUCUUCCCCUACACCGUCCACGAGCUGGUCCCCACGCCGGACCAGUGCCCCGCAGAGGAAUUCAAGGAUUUCUCUGGCUUGGACAGGGCUGAGGCGCUUCCCCAGGGGCCUCCAGGGAGAGUCCUGCACCUGGAUCCAGCAGAAGACUCCUACUUGCUGGUGGAGGACGAGCAGCUGGUUGUGAGAGCGUUCCGCCUCUUCCACCGCGUGCCCUCCUUCGGCUUCGUGCUGGAAGAAAAGCCCCGGCCUGGGAAGCUCAACGUGCAGAAACUGAAGGACCUCGGAGUCCAGCCAGGCCCCCUGUACGGGAGGCUGAAGAGCGGGGCUGCCAUCGUGCUGGAGAGCGGAGCCACGCUGCGUCCCGCGGACGUGCUGGAGGCGCCCAUUCCCGGCAGGAAGAUCUGCGUGCUGGGCGACUGCUCGGGGCCGCUGGGGGCCGGGGCACUGCGGCUGUGCCAGCAGGCUGACCUGCUGGUGCACGAGGCCACGCUGGGGGACAGCCAGCAGGACAAGGCGCGGGAGCGCGGGCACAGCACCCCCGGCACGGCCGCGCGGCUGGCACGGCAGUGCCGCGCCAAGAGGCUGGUGCUGACACACUUCAGCCAGCGCUACACAGCCGGCCACGCCGAGCUGCAGCAGCUCAGGGGACAGGCCGAGGCCGUGCUGGACGGCCAGGAGGUGAUGCUGGCCGAGGACUUCAUGACCAUAGAGAUACCAGUGAAAAAGUGAAAAUGUGACUUUAUGUCCCCACUGAGAUCCCAGUGACAAAGUGAAAUCCAGGGAAUUUGUGACCUCAGAGAUCCCAAUGACAAAGUGAAAAUGUGACUUUAUGUCCCCACAGAGAUCCCAGUGAAAAAGUGAAAAUGUGACUCUUUGUGACCUCAGAGAUCCCAAUGACAAAGUGAAAUCUGGGGACUUUGUGACCACAGAAAUCCCAAUGACAGAGUGAAAAUGUGACUUUAUAUCCCCACAGAUGAGAUCCCAAUGACAGAGUGAAAUCCAGGGACUUUGUGCCCAUGGAGAUCCCAGUUAAAAAAUGAAAAUUUGGGACUUUGUAACUACACAGAUCCCAGUGACAGAGUGAAAAUGUGACUCUAUGUGACCACAGAGAUCCCAAUGACAAAGUCAAAACUGGGGACUUUGUGCCCACAGAGAUCCCAAUUAAAACAUGAAAAACGGGGACUUUGUGCCCACAGAGAUCCCAAUUAAAACAUGAAAAGCGGGGACUUUGUGCCCGCAGAUGAGAUGGCAGUGACAAAGUGAAAUCCAGGGGGAUGUCAAUGGCGAGGUGCAGAGGGUGUUGCUGUUGAUCUGAGCUGUCUGUGGGGACAGGGUGGAGUGGCCCAGCACUGCAGGUUGCCAGCAGAGCCUUUGGUGGCCAGACGAGCUCUGCAGAACUGCAAACUGCAGGGAGUUGUGUUGUUUCUGUACAGGGAGACGAGAGGAUGCUCCAGCCCCUGGCACCUGGAGCGAAUGCACAAGUGGCAGACUCCCCAGAGCCCGGGGCCUCCCAGGGCACAGCACUGCAUCCCCUGGCUCAGUGCACCUCAGGAGGGUGUCCUGACCCUUAAAAACCUCGGGGAACAUCUCUGCCACCCCCCAGGCAGCAUUCUGUGGCCUUGAAGUUAAUAAAGCACUGAGACCCUGCCGAGCGUUUGUAACUUCUGCUCAUCGGCUCUUCUCAUUGCCCAGCUGCGUGUGAAGUUGUUUCAUCAAUAAAUAAAGUUUAGGCUUCCUGUCAGCAGUGAAUUUCUCUUAGCAGUUCGAUCCACUCAAAGCUCUGAAGUGUCAGCACUGCAUUUUCCCGCCC
Cyanistes caeruleus (blue tit) is the source of this 2443-nucleotide messenger RNA. RefSeq names its product elaC ribonuclease Z 1 (gene ELAC1). Lineage: Eukaryota; Metazoa; Chordata; Aves; Passeriformes; Paridae. The record is from RefSeq and is a predicted model, not a curated record. Gene Ontology annotation, molecular function: 3'-tRNA processing endoribonuclease activity. Gene Ontology annotation, cellular component: nucleus.